Cuscuta epithymum is the source of this 700-nucleotide messenger RNA. The record is from the annotation of a GenBank genome assembly. NCBI's taxonomy places the organism in Eukaryota, Viridiplantae, Streptophyta, Magnoliopsida, Solanales, Convolvulaceae.
AGAAAGGCAACAAUCGAAACAACCAAACCAUGAUAUUAAAAGUAAUUCAGGAUCGGUUUCUUUAUCCGAAAUCACUUGAGAAAUGGAUACUGGCAUCAAUUGGACACAAAUGGAGGGACUACAAAUGCUUAUUGAAAGGAAAGUGGUAUGAUGAUGAUAAACAUAUAACCAUAUUGCAUGAUAACUGUCCUGAAGAUGUGGAAAAGAAUCAAUGGAUUAGUCUCGUCAACUUUUGGAAGUCAGAUGAAGGACAGAAGAGAAGCAAAACUAGUAAAGAUUCGCUUAAGAAAGCUAAGGCGAAGCCAAUUUCUACCACUGGUACUAAAAGUCAUGCUCGUGUUCGUGAGGAGAUGAAACAACGGUUAAACAAGAGCCCAACACGAACUCAGGUUUAUUUAGAAUGUCAUCAACAUGAUGAUGAGGCAGAAAUAACGAGUCAAAUUAAGAAUAUCGUUGCUGAGAUAGGUGACCAGGAAGUGAGCUUAGAUGAUGAUCCGGUUUCCAAGGUUUUAGGUAAAGAUCAAUAUGGUCGUGUUCGUGGUUUAGGACUUGGUGUGAAGCCAUCAGAUUUUGCAAACCCCUCACGCCCACCAUAUUGUAAUGGCUUAAAUAUGUCCUCAAGUGAUGAAACAACGGCUUUGUAUUAUAUUCGCCAACUAAAACAGUCCAUGCAAAGAUUGAAGAAGCGUGUCAAAAAGCA